Molecule: messenger RNA, 2781 nt
Organism: Linum trigynum
Lineage: Eukaryota; Viridiplantae; Streptophyta; Magnoliopsida; Malpighiales; Linaceae
Source: the annotation of a GenBank genome assembly
UUAUAUUGGUUGAUCGGAGACGAGCUAUCUCUUACAUAUGGUGAUAUAAAUGUUUCAUAAAGAAACAAAACAAACUAUAAUGGGAAAGACCCGAAUGUCUUUCGUUACACUUUGUGAUCCACCAUAUCUCAAGUACUUGUGGUUGUGGACUAUUUUCAAAUGAAAUAAUCCUGACGAUCAUGUAUGAAGAAAAUCUAAAGAUCAUGCAUCAAAUUGACAAUCUAGAAGAUUGUUCACUAACUCACUCCCGACAACAAUCUUUCUAAAAGUUGUUCGUGAAAUUUGAGUUCAACGACUCAAUAAUCUGAAGUGAUGUGGUCAUGAGGGGGAGCAUAUACGCACUGCACUCUUUUUCCCAAUGGGUUUUCCUGGUAAGGUUUUUAAUGAGGCAGUAUGAUAUAGCGUAAUGCAAUCUAGUGGUCAUCCAAGGGGGAGUAUUAUGUAAAUAUUGAUGUAUGGAUGACCAAUGACCUACCACAUUAGAUGCUCACUUGGGAGUUACAUGUAACCCCUAUUUCUACAUUAUUAUCUCUCAUUCAUAUGCAUUGAUAUAAGGAUGUAGUGGUUACCAAAGUGUGCCUAUAAAUAUAGCACACCAUUGUAUCAAAAGUGAAGAAUGAAUAAGAAGAACUCUUCACCUCUCUUCUCUUGUGUCUUUUCCUCUAUAAUCUUCUCUUGUAGUUGUUUAUAUUUUCAUUAGUUUUAUAACAAAAGUAAAAUUAUUAGGAAUAUUUUAGGCAUAGGUGUCGCCCAAACUAAGGUUCGACCAUGGUUGAUGGUUUUAAAUGCAAAUUUUAACAGAAGGGCAUGUUUGAUCGUUUUUACAAAGUAUAGGGGCAUGUUUGAUAAAACUGCAUAGUAGAGGGACAUAUUAUACCUAUAACCCGUUAGUUUAAUAUUUUCAUAUAGGCUUUGGUUGUUCUUAAUGAAUUCAUGGACAUUAUGGGUUGCGUGGAUGUAUGAGUAUAAGUGUAGACAACGGGAUCUUUGGUAUUUGAGAGUGCAAAAUAGUAGCUCAUGGGCUUGGAGGAAACUUCUCAAACUGCGGGCUGUGAUUCCCCAUGGAUGCAAGAGCAUAAUGGCACUGUUUUUUGGGAUUCAAAGGCGAUGGAUGUUUACUCGGUUCGUCUGAGGAAUAGGGCUCCUAAAGUUUUGUGGUAUAAGCUUGUCUGGGACAGGAACUGUCCUCCCCGCUUCAGCUUGAUUGUCUGGCUUAUAAUGAGAAAAGCUAUCGUUACAAGAGACAAAUUGCUGAAGUGGGGUAAAACCAGGGAUGCAUCAUGCCCACUCUGUGGUUUGGCAGUCGAGAAUAGAGAUCAUCUCUUUGUUCAAUGCUUGUUUUCGCGUCGUCUAGCUGCUGCUAUGAAAUGCAACCUUCUGCUGCAUACGGACUGGGAUACCAUGGUGAACUCAAUGAUCAUAGUUGGCAAUACUCGAGCUGGAGAGUGGCAUGCUCUUGUUUGGUGUAUGUUGCUGACGUUUAUUUGGAAGGAAAGGUGUGGUGUGACUCACGGGUCGCCCUGUCGCACCCCUGAGCAGGUUGCAUAAUUGAUCAGAAUGGAUUUGCUAUUUAUUUCAUGUGUAAACAUAGGGGUCCGGGAUGCUUUAGCUGGGUUGGGAUACUUAUAGGCAUCUUUUCUGUUUGUUUGCUCCUAUAGUAUACAUAUUCUCAUAUAGAAGUGGGGACUAGUAUGUACCUCUCGAGAUUGUAGUCUCGACUCGUUAUAUCAGUUUCUUAUUGGAAUAAAAACAACUGAUUCAACGGGAAAAAAAUAUUUUCAUAUUGUUCCAACUUUAUCUUUUUGAUCAAUUUUUCAUUAAUUAAUUAAUAUACUGGCUUAUGCUAUCACUUAAAACGAUUGAUUGACUUAAAUUAAGUAUUGACAAUUAUGUUGGACGGUCAAAUUUAUUGACUAACGAUCGAUCUGUCCUGCCAUCACCUAAUUAGCAUAAACAAACUUUAAAAUUUCAAAAAAACCACAUGAUAUCCAUUUUCCGAUUUUCCCCCAAAAUUGAACAUAAGAAAAAAAAUUACUCAUUCUUCUUUGACGAAAUUUUAAGUUUGUUUAUGCUGUUUUUUUGUUUUUGUUUUUUUUCGUUAGUAACAGUUUUGACCGUCCAAUAUAACGGUUAACACUUGUUUGGGCCAAUCAGACAUUUUGGUGAUAGUAUAGAUCAUGAUAUUAAUUUGUGAAAAUAUUGACCAAGAUACUAAAGAAGAAGGUUAAAGUUCGGGCUAUAUAAAAAUAUUAUGUUAAACAUGAGUUGUUAAUAUAUGGUUAACCAUAUCCUUCUCCUCAUCUCAUUCUCUAUAAUUAUCAUCAAUAAGGAUUAUAUUGGUAAAGUAGUAGUUUAACGUUAAAAUUUCAUUGAUGCUAAAGUUAGGAUGAGUAAAAUUUAAAUAGGAGCAAUAUAAUUCUCAAUUCUUUGAAGCUGAUGUUUUGUGAUAGAGAUUUCUAGCAUCAUAUUGGAUGUUUUUUUGACGAGUGACUUUGCAGGGGUAUCCUAGUAUUAUAAAGGUAAAUCAACGCAGUGCAAUCGAUUUUGUUGGUCUAUUAGGUGAUGGUUCGAUCUUAUUUGCUUUUAGGAAAUUUUAUGAUGAUAUCUCGAAUGCGCUUAUUGUUGAUUUACUUCCUUACUGACACCGGCGGAUCUAGGGGGUGGCCACCCCAGGCCCCGACCCAGCCCUCCUCUGGAUCCGGUGUUAGUAUAGUCUUUAUGAAUUUUUCGAUUUUAGACAUUUGACCCCGUGUUAUUUUAUAAUAAGAUUGGAUAUAAUUA